GUUAACUAAUUCUGAGAGGCUUUGCACCCAACAAUGGAGGAGUGAAGAGACAAAUAAAACUCAUAGAACAGGAGCCAUGAAAACCUUCAAUCAUCACCUUGAUAAACAUUAGUAAUUUAGGGUAUAUUUUGACAAACUGCAAUACUAGAUUGGUAAUAUAUGAAUCAAAGUAUAGUUUCACUGCGGAAAAGUAAACUUGGCAAUUUUGACAGUGUCCUUAAUCUGUGAUUAGACGAUAAUGAACUGUGAAGAUAAACCAUAAUUCUAAUUCAAUUAACUGAUUUGCAGAAGGGAAAUGGACCCAAUUUAUCUUUGAUAAAAUGAGAGAUUCCAAGACUAGAUAAGUGCGUUCCAGCCCAAAUUAAGCACCCAGAUUAUGCUGAUAGAUGGCUAUUGAGUUGUGUUAGCCAACCAGUCUUCUUUUCUGGCUCCCUCGGGACUGGAGGACAGGUAUGAACAAGUCACUGCGCGCUGGGGAGUGUGUCAAAUUACAACAGAUACGUCCUGGCGGGCUCAAAAGACACAAUUCCACUCUGUCACACCCUAAAAGCAGCGGGUCCACUGUUAUCUCUGUUGCACGAAAUGCUCCUCACAUGGACGUGUGCCGCUUUCCUCUAUCCAGUGUACGGCUACUGAAUUGAGAGCCAAUUACCCAAUUCUGAGAAAUGACAAGUCCUGGAGGUUGGAGAUGUCAGUUGGGCACUUGACUUGGAAAGGAAAAAAAGUAUGGGUCUCUUUGUCCAAAAAAAAAAGGUGGAUAAAAUGAAACGGAUCAAAUGAGGAGCGUGUGUGUGAAACAGAGGGAGGGUUGUUGAGCUAGUUGAGCAAAAGCCAUGUGAGCUUUUGCGAAGGAGGGUCCUCUCAGGAUCCCCACUUUUAUUUCUGCUGACCACACACAUAACCAUUUGGUUCUAUAUCAUUUGAAAUCAUGGUGCAACCUCUAGGAAUUCUAUAUAAAUACAAGUAGAAGAUAGCGGAUCCAUCCCCAAGCUCCAAGGCUUUCUUCACUAGUAAAUUCAGUCAAUUUUCUACUCCAAUUUUGUGACAAUUAUCAUGGGUUUUCGUUUGCCAUCCAUUAUGGUUAAUGCUAAGCAAAUUCUUAAAGCGCAGCACCCUCGGUCGGGUGUGCCAAAAGGACACAUUGCAGUUUAUGCUGGAGAGGUCCAGAGAAAGCGGUUUGUCGUUCCGAUCUCUUUCUUGAACCAUCCUUCAUUUGCAGACUUGCUCAACCAAGCAGAGGAACAGUUCGGCUUCGAUCACCCAAUGGGCGGUUUAACAAUACCAUGCAAAGAAGACACGUUUAUCGAUCUUGCUGCUCGAUUGAAUGCCUUACAAUUGUGACAAGCUUCACAUUACUCGUUCCUUUCCACUAUUGUUAAAUAAAAGAACUUGUAGCAAACCCUAUGUAUGUAUAGUCCGCUCCUGCAAGUAACUGAGCUGACCAACAUCAGGCUCUUGCAUUUUAAACCUCUUCAUCUCUGUUCUCACCAACAUCAGGUUGAGAGCUAGUUUUUUGGUUAAACGUUGCUGAAAUCCACGCCAUGAAAUGACAAAAACUACGACUUUGCUUACACAGUGUGCGCCGAGUCAAUAAUAACUUUAUUACUAACAAGCACUUACUGGAAAUAUGUUCCAACUCUGUUUUCUUCCUUUAUAUAUAGAAUAUUUUACAGGUGGUUUACGAUACCAUACAUAACUUGAUGAAACAACCCUCAGACAGAUACUUUUAUUAACCUUGACGACUGAUUUAAUGUGGUCAUAUGUUAUACUUCACAAAAUGAAGGAUA
This is a messenger RNA of Theobroma cacao (cacao), 1787 nucleotides long. The record is from RefSeq and is a predicted model, not a curated record. NCBI's taxonomy places the organism in Eukaryota, Viridiplantae, Streptophyta, Magnoliopsida, Malvales, Malvaceae.